AAUAUAAUAUCACCAGGACACAAUGUGUAACAAUCAUGAAGCGUUACCGCUUCAAAUGUUACUAGCCAAAAUUCAAACUUAAAACUGAUCUUUAAAGUCAAAAAGGAUCGAACCGGUUCAUUCGAAUUUCAGGUCCGUCCAUCUCCAUAUAUUUCAUUCUCCCAAAUUCCCUCUCAAAUUUCUAGGGUUUUCUUCUCAAUUUUUGCCCCAAAUGUCAACGUCUACAGUCUCCAUCUCCGCUAAUCCUGCCGCCGGUUCAACCCGUCGCCGACCCGUUGAGAAAAAGCAACCCUCCGCCCUAGAUUUAGCCGACUCCAACUUAGCCACCGCCACCGCCACCGCCACCGCCGCCGCCGUUGCCGCCGACCCAAUCUCCACCCCCAACGUUUCCGUCAGAAGCGACGGCCGAGAUGCGAUUCAGGUAGUGAAGAAGACCUUGCCUCAUACUAAUGUUCCUACAUCGUCUACACGCCGCCCUAGCGGCUCGGCUCCGGCUGUUAGGAAGCAUUCGAAGCCACCGAAGCCGAGGUGGUUGACUGUGGUGAGUGUUCUCACUAAGAAUUUGUUGUUGCUGGUUGUAUUGAUUGGUUUAGUUCAGAUAGUUCGUAGACUUGUUGCGAAUUCGUAUCAAGUGAAUGACUCUGAUGGGUUAUCUGUACUUUCUGGGGAUUUCGAUGGUAAAUUCGCCGAAAUGGAGUCGUUUGUUAAGGAAACUACAAAAAUGAUGCAAGUACAAAUUGAUGUAAUUGAUCAAAAACUGGAUUUGGGGAUUAAGAAUGUGAGGGAUGAAUUGAAUGUGAAGGUGGAUGAUAAAGUAGGGGAAUUGGAGUUGAAGUUGAAGGAAGUGAGUGGCACGACAGAGAAUUUGGAGAAGUUGAUGGGUGAAUUUAGGGAGAAAAACUGGGUGUCCAAGGAUGAGUUGGAAAAUAUGUUGGAGGAAUAUAGGAAGAUGAAAGGCAGCAGUGAAGUUGAUGAAAAGAGUUUGGAUGAAUUUAGGAUAUAUGCGAGGGAGAUAGUGGAGAAAGAGAUAGAGAAACAUGCUGCUGAUGGAUUAGGGAGGGUGGAUUAUGCAUUGGCAUCAGGAGGGGCUCGUGUAGUGAAGCAUUCAGAGCCCUUUAUUAUGAAGUCUGGUAGUGGUGAUGUUUUUAGUUUGUUAACUAACCGGAAUGCAGGUAGUAGUGAUGCUGACAAGAUACUUACGCCUAGCUUUGGAGAACCCGGUCAGUGUUUUCCCCUUAAAGGGGAUAAGGGGUUUGUUCAAAUUCUGCUCCGAACAGCUAUUAUACCUGAAGCCGUCACCUUGGAACAUGUUGCAAAGAGUGUUGCUUACGAUAGGUCCAGUGCUCCAAAGAACUGCAGGAUAUCUGGAUGGCUCCAUGAUAAAAAGGGGACUGACCUAGAAGCUGAUCGUGAGAAGAUGUUCCUUUUGACAGAGUUCAUAUAUGAUCUUGACAAGAGCAAUGCUCAGACUUUCGAUGUUUUAGAGUCUGCAAGCUCUCGUGUCGUCGACAUGAUCAGGUUUGAUUUUACAUCCAACCAUGGGAAGCCACACACAUGCAUCUAUAGAUUGAGGGUACAUGGCCGUGAACCAAGCUCCUUGGUAAUGCAGUCUUGAUAGUAAAAUAUUUUAAAUUAUUUCGACAUUCCUCUCCUUAACAAUGUAGUGCUUUUGUGUCUUUCUGGUAGAACCCAAUCCGACAUGUGAGUUGUAGUCUUUUGGCUAAGAUGGACUUGAGAUCCUUGCCCUCUGUCAUUGACCAGUACUGAGUUGGGGCUAGGUGUAAAAAUGUCUUGUUCCUUUCAGCUCCCGAAUUACUGUGAAGUUGAUGAUUUGAUUUAUUUCUGUGAGAUGUAAAAGAUGCUAUGCCUGUCCUGUAAGACUCCAUUUUUAUUAUAUCAUUUGUUUUUUCCACAA
This is a messenger RNA of Capsicum annuum, 1915 nucleotides long. Its product is annotated as SUN domain-containing protein 1. NCBI's taxonomy places the organism in Eukaryota, Viridiplantae, Streptophyta, Magnoliopsida, Solanales, Solanaceae. Gene Ontology annotation, cellular component: nuclear envelope. Gene Ontology annotation, molecular function: protein-membrane adaptor activity. The transcript has 2 exons. Bases 212 to 1615 code for a protein of 467 amino acids. The record is from RefSeq and is a predicted model, not a curated record. Gene Ontology annotation, biological process: nuclear envelope organization.